This is a messenger RNA of Hordeum vulgare subsp. vulgare (domesticated barley), 1036 nucleotides long. RefSeq lists its product as uncharacterized. The record is from RefSeq and is a predicted model, not a curated record. The coding region runs from base 49 to 759 and encodes 236 amino acids. The transcript is spliced from 3 exons. Lineage: Eukaryota; Viridiplantae; Streptophyta; Magnoliopsida; Poales; Poaceae.
ACAGACUUCCUACGUGAGUAGUUCUCCAAACAGCGAAAAAGGAGGGGAAUGACUACUUGCUCUAAUCCCCCUCCUUGCCCCCCGCCGCCCUUGAUGACCUUAGCCGGGGCUUCACGCCGCCGGCGAGCAUCUUGUUCCCAUCCGCCUCUCCCUCUCAUAGCCAUCGUCCUCCUACUCGUCUUCCCAACUCCUCCCCGCACUUACGCGCUUCGCGUCCCACUGCGCGAGGUCGCCUCCCUCCUCUCCCUCUCCCACUCCCUCCUCACCCGCAUCGCGGUCGCCCGCGCCGACCGCGGGGACGCCGCUGCCGCUGCCCGUGCUCGCCGAAUUGCCUCGCACCUAUCCCUUCUCUCCUCCCGCGGUGCGUGGGCCCUCGGCUGGGACUACCUCCGACACUACGCUUUCUCCUCCGUCGCCGGAUGCGGCUUCUCCUGCGCCACUGCCGCCGCCCGCCUCCUCGCCGCUGCGGCGGAGGCCUCGCGCCUAAAUUCACCCGUCGAUGCGGCCCAGUGGCUGCGCCGUAAUUACGGUGACCUCCUAUCGGCCGCUACUCAGCUCCUAAACGGCCUCCUCUCUGCCUUCUCCGAGCAGGGGCCGCUAAGGGAGGUGGUGUUGGAUCUGAAGUGGGAGGUGGAGGAAGGGGGGUUGCUGAAGGAUUGCCUGCAGGUGGGAGCGAGAGAUUUGGAGGGCUUGCUUAUCAUUGCCAAAGAUCUCAUGUUUGGUGCUUCAAGGGCUUCUUCAGGCCACAGUGAACUCUGAGGUGAGUCCUAACCAAGAAAGUGCAGCUAGUCCAUUCUGUCCUCCACCGAUGGAGAAUGCUUCAGAUCAAACAGUUCACCUACACAAUUAAAGCUGCUCCGGUUUGGCGACUCUGCAUACAGCGCAUCAUGUUAAGCUAUCUUAUCUCUUCGGAAAAAGGUUAAGCUGCCUUAUCAUGUCCAGUUGUUCAUGAGCAGAAAAAUUAAUCCUGCUGUUUAAUGACAUUAUAGCUUUAACUGUGGUUGUAAUAGUCUAAUAAAAUUGUGUUCCUUGUGUC